Molecule: messenger RNA, 3026 nt
Organism: Oncorhynchus nerka (sockeye salmon)
Lineage: Eukaryota; Metazoa; Chordata; Actinopteri; Salmoniformes; Salmonidae
Gene: mindy3
Product: MINDY lysine 48 deubiquitinase 3
Exons: 15
Coding region: 824-2176 (450 amino acids)
Biological process (GO): protein K48-linked deubiquitination
Molecular function (GO): K48-linked deubiquitinase activity; cysteine-type deubiquitinase activity
Source: RefSeq, a predicted model, not a curated record
GACAGUCUGAACUCACCAAUGGACUGCCAAGCUGGAGCCCAUACCUCAAGAACAUUCUGGAUUUGGACCAAUCCACAGCUACGAGCGUUUUCUUCACUCAAUGCACAUUUCCAAACAGCUGUUGUAAAUAGACGAAUUACAUACUGCUAGCUAGUCUUUGAUACCGACGACAAUCAUAUAUUCUUUUCAAAAUUGUACUACUUCUGAUAUCUAUUACAGGCGUUUGCCUUCUAAAAACUGACUAAACUAAAGUUACCGGCUCUUUGGAACGUCAAAACGUUAUGCAUUUAGCUAGCUAAAACAUAGUAAAUUGGUACUAACGAGUUAACGUUAGCAGGCUACUAGUAGCAAGGUAACGUUACGACUUGGACCAAGGAGAAUUGAGCAGUCAACUAACAGUCUGUCUCCCUAACUUAUUGUUAUCAAUCUGGACAGCUGACCAGGCAGCUAACUAGUUUACGCCCGCUGCUUUGCUGGAGAUAUUGGCACACGCUAAGAUAGCCGGUCAGACGCGCCCACAUAACAUUAACUUUACUAGCUAGGUAGCUAACUAACGUUGAUGCUCCUAUCUCCCAUCUGUCCGCUGGUCAGACCGGGGAGACUGCCCUGCCACGGAGCUUCGUUGUGGCCGAUGCCACCGGCCCCGUUUGACGAGGGAAGCGAAGCACCAGUUCCUGGAAAGUUGAAGAGUAAACCACAACGCUAGUUAAGGUUAGCUAUCCUCCGGACCGUGGCUGUGUGCGCAGUGACAGCUCUGUAUUUGAUUGUAGUUAGCUAGACAGCUAACCGUUUGCCAGGGCUGUUGGACCAGUGUAAUAGAGCGAUGGGGGAGUUAAAUAAAGAGGUUGUGGAUCUAGUUUGGGAAAGACCAGGCAGCAACGGGGUGUCCGCUUCACUCUUCCGGAGAUGGACCCAGGGGAUGGUCUUCAGUGAGACAGAACACACAGCACUGGAGCAGUUUGAAGGAGGACCCUGCGCUGUCAUUGCUCCUGUACAGGCCUUCCUUCUGAAGAACAUCUUGUUUAACAGAGAGAGUUCUAACUGGAGACGCAUCACAGAGGAGGAGCAGAAAGCGGCCCUAUGUUCUACUCUGGCUGAGAUCCUGGAACAGGCCUGCUCUACUUCCUCCACCACCUCCUACUGCCUGGUGACCUGGGCCAAAGGACAGUGCCCCCACACUACCACUCACACAUCCCUGACAGGGGGUCCGGAGACCAGCCAGACCCAGCAAGACCAGCAACCCACUGCUUUGGCUGCUGAGGAUCUUUGCUUUGAGCGGUUUCACAGCAUCCUCCAGAAGCGUAUUGUGAAGUCAUUAUCAGAGCUUAGAGAGGAGGUGGUGUCUCUCUACGAAUCCUGGAAAGGGCGCUGUGGAGUCCUGCUCUUCCUCUACUCUGUCAUCCUCACCAAGAGGAUAGAGAACAUCAGGAAUGAGAUUGAAGAUACUACAGAGCCUCUCAUAGAUCCAGUCUAUGGCCACGGCAGUCAGAGUCUGGUUAACCUGUUAGUGACGGGCCAUGCUGUCUCUAAUGUGUGGGACGGAGACAGGGAGUGCUCUGGCAUGAAGCUCCAUGGUAUCCACAACCAGGCAUCAGUUGGCUUCCUCACUCUCAUGGAGUCACUACGCUACUGCAAGGUGGGUGCGUUCCUGAAGUCUCCUAAAUUCCCUAUAUGGAUCCUUGGCAGUGAGACUCAUCUCUCAGUGUUCUUCGCCAAGGAGAUGUGUCUGGUGGCUCCUGAGUCUCCGUCUGAACAGGCCAGGAGAGUCUUCCAAACCUUCGACCCAGAAGAUAACGGCUUUAUUCCAGACUGUCUGUUGGAGGAGGUGAUGAAGGCACUAGACCUCGUCUCAGAACCUGAAUACUAUGUGAGUCUGAUGAAGAGUAAGUUGGAUCCAGAGGGCUUGGGGAUCGUGCUGCUGGCUCCGUUCCUCCUGGAGUUCUUCCCUGAUCAGGAUACUGGAAUCCCAGACUCCUUCCCUGUCUACCACUACAAUGGCCUGAAACAGUCCAACCACAAUGAGAGGGUGGAGUAUGUGCAGGGUUCAGCCCUGGUCCUGGGCUUUGAGGACCCCAUGGUGAGGACAGAUGACACUCCAGUGAAGCGCUGCCUCCAGACCAAGUGGCCCUACAUAGAACUGCUGUGGAAUACUGACCGCUCCCCUUCACUUAACUAACUCAAUGCUAGGGUCGUAGAGGACUGACUGAUCUCUAAAGGAAAGAAGGCCACAAAGACUGAGAGACACAGUGCAUGUACACUGCUGCACACACAGGAAUUUGCUCACUGUCCUGGGCAGGAGAAAAACACACACAGAACAUAUACGCCACUACACACACUUGACAUACAGACACACUUGUGUACUGUUAACUCUGUUGUGUUUUACAUGUAAAUGAAGUCACAGGAUGUUUUUGGUUUGUUGUAAAAAGCUGAAUGACUUAUCACUCUAUAGAUGACUCUGUUUUAUACUCUGGGAUAUAUUCACCUAAUAAGAACUACAUAUAAAGGAGAUAGCUGACCUCGUUGGAAUGUAAACCUGUAACUGACUGACUGGAUCUAUGCUUCUGUACCACCCAGCUGUCUGACUGUUAAAGAGAAACAACCAAAGCUUUUUCCAAGACGCGCGUGCACACACACACACACACACACACACUCUCCUAUUCUAACUACAGCUAAUUUAGUUUGACCUCUUAGUACUGAGGCAGGGUAUCCCUGACCCAGAUUAGGUUUACUGCAUUAUCCAUUGAAAUGGUCCAGGAGCAGCCUAAAUCUGGGGCUGGGAAACUAGCCUCAAGGGUUUUCACAGGAGAUUAGAGUAAAAGGGUAACGCACACACAUACACACACCCUGGUGUUUACAGCAUAAAGGGACCAAUCACAGCAGCGAUAUGAGGAAAUUCCUCCUGUUUAGUGGUUUGACCUGGGAGUAGAACCUUUGGCUGGUUUUACACUUCGGGUGACUUCUCUCUUCAUACCAACACAGGAAGUGAUAUGGUAUUCAUGUAUUUAUUGCCCCCCCCCCCCAAACUA